Messenger RNA from Insectozyma verbasci, 1080 nucleotides. Lineage: Eukaryota; Fungi; Ascomycota; Pichiomycetes; Serinales; Debaryomycetaceae. The record is from the annotation of a GenBank genome assembly.
AUGUCUAAACCAGCAGUUUUAUCUAAAAAAGGAGUCAUCUAUGGUAAAGAUGUUAAAGAUUUAUUUGACUAUGCUCAAGCAAAAGGAUUUGCAAUUCCAGCUAUAAAUGUUACUUCAUCAUCAACAGUUGUUGCUGCUUUAGAAGCUGCAAGAGAUGCAAAAGCACCAAUUAUUUUACAAACUUCACAAGGUGGAGCUGCUUAUUUUGCUGGUAAAGGAGUUGAUAAUAAAAAUCAAAAUGCUUCAAUUGAAGGUUCAAUUGCUGCAGCUCAUUAUAUUAGAUCAAUUGCUCCAACUUAUGGUAUUCCAGUUGUUUUACAUACAGAUCAUUGUGCUAAAAAAUUAUUACCAUGGUUUGAUGGUAUGUUAGAAGCUGAUGAAAAAUGGUUUAAAGAGACUGGUGAACCAUUAUUUUCAUCACAUAUGUUAGAUUUAUCAGAAGAAACUGAUGAAGAGAAUAUUGGUACUUGUGCAAAAUAUUUUGAAAGAAUGGCUAAAAUGGGUCAAUGGUUAGAAAUGGAAAUUGGUAUUACUGGUGGUGAAGAAGAUGGUGUUAACAAUGAACACGUUCAAAAAGAAUCAUUAUAUACCUUACCAGAAACCGUUUUUGCUGUUUACAAAGGUUUACAUAAAAUUUCUCCAAAUUUUUCAAUUGCUGCUGCUUUUGGUAAUGUUCACGGUGUUUAUAAACCAGGUAAUGUUCAAUUGAAACCUGAAAUUUUGGGUGAACAUCAAGAAUAUGCUAAAGAACAACUUGGUACCGAUGCAAAACAUCCAUUAUAUUUAGUUUUCCACGGUGGUUCAGGUUCAUCACAACAAGAAUUUGAUACUGCAAUUAAAAAUGGUGUAGUGAAAGUUAAUUUAGAUACUGAUUGUCAAUAUGCAUACUUGACUGGUAUUAGAGAUUACGUUACUAAAAAUAUUGAAUAUUUAAGAACACCAGUUGGUAACCCAGAAGGUGAAGAUAAACCAAACAAAAAAUACUUUGAUCCAAGAGUUUGGGUUAGAGAAGGUGAAAAAACCAUGUCCAAGAGAAUUUCAGAAGCUUUGGAUAUUUUCCACACCAAAAAUCAAUUAUAA